Messenger RNA from Rhopalosiphum padi (bird cherry-oat aphid), 2866 nucleotides. RefSeq lists its product as uncharacterized. Lineage: Eukaryota; Metazoa; Arthropoda; Insecta; Hemiptera; Aphididae. The record is from RefSeq and is a predicted model, not a curated record. Gene Ontology annotation, molecular function: serine-type endopeptidase inhibitor activity. The transcript has 16 exons. Bases 255 to 2648 code for a protein of 797 amino acids.
AACUAUGAAACAAAUUAUCAGUCAUAUUAUGUCAUUAGUCGAGUUAGUCACGUUUGUUGUCAACAUCUAUUAAGCUGUUGGCUCUCGUCAAUCGCCAAUUUAAAUUCGACGAAAGCACAAGUAAAAGGUACGCCGAAAUAUUAUAAGACGCGACUGCGCCGCCACUCCUAAUCCCGGCAGUUCGUGUGCUGGAGUGACUGAGCAGGGUUUAGCCGAUCGAUCGAUCAUCGUCCUCCGGAAACGCCGUCAUCGUCAUGCAGGACUCACGGUCCACGAAUAUCCAUUACACCUCCCACACGUCAAACUAUUCGUUCACGUUGUUCAAGGAAUUGACCGCUUCCGCCGAGGGCAAUGUGUUCGUAUCAACGUACAGCGUACAAUUUCUGUUGCUGCUCCUGGCGUUCGGUUCCAAGUCAAAGACCGGCGAUCAACUCAAAACGCUGCUGCGUUUGCCGCAAAAGAGUGCACCGAAUUACGACAAUAUCAAGGCGGUCAUAACAAACAUUGAAGACCCUAAUUAUUUAACCAUUGCCAAUGGAGUUUUCUCGGAUAAGGCGUUCGUUUUAAGAGACGAUUAUGUGGAUAAGGCUCGUGUCUAUAUGAAUGCUGAAGUGAGGAGUCUCGAUUUUGCCGGUAAUUCUGCAAACGCAGUUUCGGAAAUCAAUAAUUGGUCUGAACAAAAAACCGAUGGAAAAAUUUCAAAUAUUUUUGAACCCGGUACCAUUGACCGAGACACGGUAUUGGUUUUGGCGUCAGCUGUACACUUUCAAAACGUGUGGAAAAACCAAUUUACGGAUACGAAGAACGCGAGUUUCUGCCUCACACCUAAAAAGCAUAUCGAUAUUGAAAUGAUGCACCAAACAGGCCAUUUCAGGUACUACAAAGACGAGAGUUACAAGUUCUCCGCCGUCGAACUGCCAUACAAAGCUGGCGGUUUUGAGAUGCUGAUUAUAUUGCCGGACAGAGCUGAUGGGUUGAAAGAUUUGGAAAGCGCGUUCUUGAAGAACUCCAAAAACUUCGCUUACUUGCAAGGCAACCUGACCGUCCACGAUGUCACAUUGGAUCUACCAAAGUUUAAGUUCGAAUCAUCUGUUAGUCUAGUGAAAACAAUGGAAAAAUUGGGCUGUACCGAGAUGUUCACGUCGAGUGCCGAUUUCUCUUAUAUUAGUACAUCUGGAGCGGGUAAGCUGAAAGUUAGUGACAUCAAACAUAAGGCCUUUGUGAGCAUCGACGAAAAUGGCACUGAAGCCGCAGGCGUCACUGGCGUAGACGUCGUGAAUUACAAUUUGGAAUACUUUCCGAGCGACAUCAAGGCAGUUAAGUUCCACGCGUGCCAUCCGUUCAUGUUCAUUAUAAAAAAAAACACAAAUAUUAUUUUUAUGGGCCGAUUGUCCAAUCCGAACGCUUAUUUUUCAUUGAUUCAAAGUGAUUCAAAAUUUUAUAAAAAUCAUUAUAAUAUAAUAUACCUAUUCGCGGAUCGAGUUGUUGUCUCGAGCCACGCAAUGGGGACCAUACCGAACAUCCAUUACACAACACUAACGUCAAACUAUUCGUUCACAUUGUUCAAGGAACUCAGCAGUUCCGUCGAAGGCAAUGUUUUCGCGUCCACGUACAGCAUACAAUUUCUGUUGCUGCUUCUGGCUAUUGGAUCAAAAUCUAAGACUAGCCAACAGCUCAAAAGUGUUUUAUAUCUCAAUGACAAACCACCAAAAUAUGAAAAUAUCAAAACGAUCAUCACAAGGAUUGAAAUCCCGGGUUAUUUGACCGUUGCAAAUGGAAUUUUCUCGGAUAAAGCAUUCAGUCUAAACACAAAUUACGUGAAAAAUGUUCAAAACUACUUGAAUUCUGAAGUGAGAACUGUCGAUUUUUCUGGUAAUCCUACAUCCGGGGAGUUAGAGAUAAAUAAAUGGGUUAAUAACAAAACCAAUGGGAAAAUUUCUGAAAUUAUCAAUCCAGGUGACAUUAGCAAGGACACAUUGUUAGUUUUGGCGUCGGCCGUACACUUUAAGAACGUUUGGAAACAACCAUUUACAGAGACGAAGAAAGCGAGCUUUUGCCUUUCAGCUACGGACCACAUUGAUAUUCAAAUGUUGCAUCAAACUGGUCAUUUCAAAUACCACAAGGAUAAAUAUUACAAGUUCUCAGCCGUUGAAAUACCGUAUAAAGUUGGCGGUUAUGAUAUGCUGAUCAUAUUGCCUGAUAAAAUGGACGCAGUUAAAGACUUAGAAAAGGUGUUCUUUAAUAAUGCUAGAAACUACGUGUACUUGCUGGGAAACAUGACCAUCCACAACGUCGAGUUGGACAUACCAAAGUUUAAGUUUGAAUCCGAUUUGAAUCUUAGAAAUACUAUGGAAAAAUUGGGUUGCACUGACAUGUUCUCGCCGCGUGCAGAUUUCUCCGAGCUCAGCGAAUCAGCUUCUGGCAAGUUGAGGGUCAGCAGUAUGAAACACAAGUCUUUUGUGGACGUCAACGAAGAAGGCACGGAAGCUGCUGCAGUCACUGGUGCCAACAUUGAUAACUACAAUACGGAAUACGUUUUUACCGAUGUCAAAAACGUUAAGUUCUAUGCAUGUCACCCUUUCUUGUUCAUCAUCAAGAAAGAAAAAGAUAUAGUUUUCAUGGGUAGACUAUCCAACCCGAACGCGUAGAGCGCAAUAUUAAUAUCACAAUGCUGCAGUGAUAUGUAUAAUAAUGAGAGACUUGUAUACCUAGAGAUAAGAUUUCUAUGUUUGUUAUUAUAUCGAUAGUUAUAAUGACGAACGUAAUUUUUAUAAAAUUUAUUUUUUUAAACAAUUAUAAUGCAGAAUGAAAAAUACAAAAACAUAUUUUGUGUAUUAUAAAUAUUAAAACAUAUUAUAUAAUGUAA